This is a messenger RNA of Oryza brachyantha (malo sina), 1403 nucleotides long. RefSeq lists its product as uncharacterized. Lineage: Eukaryota; Viridiplantae; Streptophyta; Magnoliopsida; Poales; Poaceae. The record is from RefSeq and is a predicted model, not a curated record. Gene Ontology annotation, biological process: DNA-templated transcription. Gene Ontology annotation, molecular function: sequence-specific DNA binding. The transcript is spliced from 2 exons. The coding region runs from base 23 to 883 and encodes 286 amino acids.
AAGCUCGCGCAGGCAAACCGCAAUGCCGUUCGUUAGCCCUCUCGCCGACGACGACGACGCCGACGACUACUACUACGGCUACCGCCGAGGCACCGCCGGCGGCGGCGGCGGCGGCGGAGGGAAGAGCUCCAAGAAGGACAAGGACAAGGAGAAGGGCCUCCUCUGCUUCCUCCCCUGCUUCCUCCCCUGCUCGCCCGGGUCGGUGGACGCCACGGCGCACCGCCGCCUCCUCUCCUCGGACUCCAGCGACAGCGACAACAUCGCCGCCGCCGACAUCACCGCCGACCUCGCCCGCCUCCGCGCGCGCUACUCCCGCCUCGCCGCCGGCCCGCCCGUCCGCCCCCGCGACGUCCCCUGCCUGGUCGCGCGCACCGACGACCCGCCGCUCGCCGUGGCCGCGCUCUCCUGGCUCGGCGGCGACCUCCGCCCGUCCUGCAUCCUCCUCACCCUCCUCCCGGCGCUCUUCCCCUCCCUCCCCGCGCACGCCCGCCACAAGCUGUCCGCCGCGGCGCGCCGCCUCCACGCCCGCGAGGCCGCGCUGGACGGCGAGGUCGCGGAGUACCAGUCCACCUACGCGAUGAAGCUGGCGUGCGAGAAGACCAAGGAAGGGGUGGCGGAGACGGCGGCGGAGGAGAUGUGCAAGAUGGCGCGCGCGGCGCGGCGGGCGGACAAGCUGCGGUGGCGCGCCGUGGAGGCCGCGGUGAAGGAGGUGCUGACGCCGCCGCAGGCCAAGGAGUUCCUCAAGGCCGUGGAGGAGGUGGCGGCCAAGGCGGCGCGGCACGGCGCCCGGUGGCACGCGCGCACCGCCGCCGUCUCCGUCCCCGUCGAGGUGUUCGACCGCAUGCGCGCCAACGCCAGAGCUGCCACGGAUGAUGCUUGGUGACCUCACCCUCUCACAAUUUUUGCUUAAACAACAACAACACAUUCAUCACUAGUAAUUACAGUACAUCAAUGAUAACCAACUCUUUUAGGCUUCACAUUUGAGAUUGGCAAUCCUUCUCAAGCUGUUGAUGAAAUUGAGGUUUAAUCGUUCUGAAACCGAGGUUGAAAUUGGCAAAUGUCUUGCUUCAGUUCAGAACGCUGGAUUCCUCUACUUGUUACACACAACUUAUACCUAAGACAUUUCUUUUCUAGUAUAAGAUUUUGUAGUGAGGUUUGGAUAUGAACUACACUUUCGACAGUGAUCUCUGCUGAAAAUACUUUCAUGCUCGAAGCUUACCUUGUUGAAAUUGCGGUUGAAUCCUUCUGAAGCUGAGGCUGAAAUUGACACAACUUGUUCUUGUUUUACUUCACUUCUUUUUCAUUCACUACACUGUUUUGCUCUAUGUUCUUACAGAGAACUCUGCCUGAACAAUUUGUUAAGAUCUUUAAAUCAAGUGUGGAUGAAUUACACUGGUCUACAG